Molecule: messenger RNA, 1410 nt
Organism: Scheffersomyces stipitis CBS 6054
Lineage: Eukaryota; Fungi; Ascomycota; Pichiomycetes; Serinales; Debaryomycetaceae
Gene: DTR1
Exons: 1
Coding region: 1-1410 (469 amino acids)
Biological process (GO): amine transport; transmembrane transport
Molecular function (GO): amine transmembrane transporter activity
Source: RefSeq, a predicted model, not a curated record
AUGGAAAAAUCUGACAGUCCUAAAAUUGAAGAGUGCCUUGAGGUUGUUCCUGACCCCCCAGAAAAGCAAAUUCUGUAUUCAGCCUUUACCAACGGCAGGAGAAAAUUGAUCUUGUUCAUAGUAACUUUUGCAGGGUUCUUGGGUCCUACCUCUGGCAACAUUUACAUUCCUUUGUUACCUUUGCUCCAGAGAGUGUUCAAUGUUUCUACUACUUCUAUAAAUGCCACGGUUUCCGUGUUCAUGGCGGUCUUCGCUGUAGCACCACUUUUUUGGGCUUCUUGGGCAGAUUUUGGCGGAAGAAAGACUUUGUACAUUAUUUCAUUAUUCUUCUUCAUAUUGGCUAACCUUCUUCUUGCAGUUGUCCCUGCAAACAUUGGCGCAUUAUUCGUCUUGCGAAUUCUUCAAGCUUUUGGCGCUUCCAGUGUGAUGUCUGUAGGGGCAGGGUCUAUAGCCGAUAUUACAGAACCAAAGCGCAGAGCAACUGCCAUAUCUUAUUUUCUAAUGGGGCCCCAGCUUGGUCCAAUCCUUGGCCCAAUUCUAAGUCUAAUUGCCACAGAUGGCCAAUGGAGGUGGAUAUUUGGGUUCUUGACUAUCAUUGGAUCAAUUGUCUAUCUCAUGAUUUUGUUUUUGCUUCCUGAAACUUUAAGGUACCUUGUUGGAAGGGGAGAUUCAAGCAAGGGAUGGUUCGUUAAACCAAAAUUGUUUCAAAAAAGAACUGCAACUGAAGAAUUUCCAAAGCCACCUAAGCCUUCUCUUAGAAUCUAUUGGAAAUUGCUAAAGUUUACACCCUUGCUUCUAUGCUCACUUAACGGUGGCUUCUUGUUUGCUUCAUUUUAUGGUGUAAGUAUUACAUUUGCAAGGGUUUUACAAAUUGAUUAUGGUUUAAAUGUGUGGCAAACAAGUAUUUCAUAUAUUUGUCCAGGUAUUGCUAUGAUUUCUGGUAGUCUUUUUGCAGGCAGACUAUUAGACAAGAUAAGUACAAAAAUUAUCAAAGAGCAUGGAAAACAUAUUCCAGAAAAGAGGUUUUCGCUACAAGUGAUUGGUCUAAUAAUUUCCAUGGCAGGAAUGGUUGGAUAUGGAUGGUGUGUUCAAAAGCAUACUCAUUUGGCUCCAAUAUAUAUAAUGGUCUUUCUUGCUGGAUUUGGUAUGACAUGGGUCUUCGUUGGUAACACCACAUAUCUUACGGAGUGUUCAACCGGACAACCUGCAACUAAUGUUGCUAUUGGAAAUGUCAUGAGAAAUGCCUCCGCUGCAAUAUCCUCGGCUAUUAUUGAUAAAGUUAUUUCAAGGAUCGGCUUUGGGUGGAGUUUUACAAUUUUCGGAUUUAUUGACCUUGUAGGCAUUGGUAUAGUUUUGGUACUUAUGCGAUACGGUCAAAAAAUGAGAGAGAAUUUUGAACUAAAUAGGUAA